CCGUGCCAUGCCACUCCGCCCAGCAACCCAGACCAAAACAACGCCCCCAAUCGACGCCACUUGUCUAGAACCUUCCACCCGCGCCGACCCCGAAACCCGCGCGCACCCUCCUCCGCCUCCGCCAUGGCGCGCGCGACUGCCCUGUGCAUGUUCCUCGUCGCCGCACGGAGCAUCUCGGUCCACGGCGCUCAGUACGCCCCGCCGCCUGCCGUUGCGUUCGCCACAUCGGCCGCCGCACGUGCUUUCUCCACCCACGCCGCCGCCUACGGCCCGCCGGCAGCCUCUUCCUACGGCGAGUUGGCCUCCCCUCGCCCCUCCUCCGCCCACGCCGCCGCCUACGUCCCGCCGGUGCCCGCCUCCAGGGCUAUCGUCGGCCAGGCCCUGCCGCCGCCGGGGUCGGCCCCUGGUGGACCUCGUCUCCCGCGCUGUCCCAAGGCCGGCGCGCUCGCGGCAUUGGUCGGCGCCGGGAUCUACAUGGCUCUCGCGCCCGACGAUGACGAGGAGGAUUUCCCGGGAGCAAUAACGGGUUGUUGGUCCACCAAGGCGGACUCUUCGGAGCGCGACUUAAGGGCCAUCAAGGCACUGCUCCAGAACAUUGAUCGCAAUCUGAAGAACAUUGCAAAGGGGCAACAAGAGCAAGAGGCCCCCAAACCAGAUGCGAGAUGCUGGAAGGAUAUCCUUGACGAUAUAAUCAGAAAAAUCAAUACCCUGAUUUCGCAGCCCGGAGUCUGGAAGGAAUUUCACACUCUCCUCAUCUCCAUCUUCUCAGGCUUGACUCUCCUCGCUGAAAUGUUUGGGGAUCCAGCUCAUAAUUUCCAUUGCCCCUUCUCUGGUUGCAGCGAGGUGGUCUACAUCUUCGAUCUAUCUCCCAAGGAUGAAAAUGACACUGGUGGCAGCUCUAACAUGGACUGCAAGGAUAAGGGUGCAAGCCUUGCAAGGUGGGAGUCGGAGCUGCACAGUCUGCUCGCCAUGAUUGGUGAGCUUGCUGAUGCCUUACCUACUAAAGCCAAGGAGAGUGAAGCUGCUCGUGCAAGCGAAAUGACUCGAUCACUCCGUUAAGUCAUCAUCAGUCACUUCCCCGACUCUCAAGUUCAGUCAAUCAAUUCUGUUUCAUUUUGGAUGCUCUCAAUUUUGUAGCUUAGUCACUUGCCUGUCUCGCAAGCGUGGACAUCGAUCCUAUUUUUCAUUUUACAUGCGACUUGCUUUUGUAAUGCAGUAACUUACUGUCUCACAAAUUAGACGGGAUAGACUGGUUAGAUGUAGACCCCUUGGCUCGCACAAUUCCUGCUCCUUAUCAUUUCCUUUGGUGAUAAAGUGUAAUCUAUUUUCAUGUUGCUUGCUGCUUUUA
Molecule: messenger RNA, 1348 nt
Organism: Triticum urartu
Lineage: Eukaryota; Viridiplantae; Streptophyta; Magnoliopsida; Poales; Poaceae
Source: RefSeq, a predicted model, not a curated record